Aureobasidium vineae is the source of this 2430-nucleotide messenger RNA. The record is from the annotation of a GenBank genome assembly. NCBI's taxonomy places the organism in Eukaryota, Fungi, Ascomycota, Dothideomycetes, Dothideales, Saccotheciaceae.
GAUGUGCUUUUCCGCCAUAGCAAGCUACACAACCAGCAAGCGUCCGAUGAACGUGGAGAUGCAGCCAACUCGCUAGUUGGCAUUGCUAGAGCAUCGCCUUCGAAUGGAUCCAUGAGACCAAUUCUAGAAGAAAGCAUGAAUUCGCAUGCCUCUUUCAACCCUACGGAGAGACAAAACUUUGCUCAACAGCAGUCCUACGCUGAUCCAAGUAUGGCACACUCCCGUCACAUGUCUAUGCCUGACAUAUCUCUGGUACAUCAACAAUAUAAUAUGAGCCCACAACAGCAUGGUUCAUUGACUCAACUGACGCCAACACAUACCUAUGCUGGACCUGAAUUUACACCAGUAGAGUUUCCACCGAACGGAUCAACACCCGCAAUGACAUCUCAUGCAUACGACCCACAACUGGUAUCCAUGGACCAUGCUCACAUAGACGGUUUGAUGUCAGGCCCAUUCGGAGUGNGGGGUCUACCUGUGAAUUCACCAGGACAGUCUCAAGACAUGCUGCAAUUUUGGCUGGCACAAGCGGACAACGAUCUGCGCUACGGUUCUAUGGCAUUGCCGGAUAUGAGCAGUACCUCAUAUACAUCUGAUCCCAAAUAUGAGCCAGCACACCCGCACGUGCAUCGAGCCGCAACAUCGGAGACCAGCGAUACGGCAUCAACAGGGAACAUACCAAAUGAGCGUUUUGCAAGAGUGGAAAACUGUUGGUUGGCCAAAAACAAUGGUACCCACCAUCUCAAUCCAUCACUCUGGUCCGAUAUCGUGCGCAGCCCCGGACCGAACCUGUUCUCCAUUGGUGCCUCGCAGACUCGAGAAAAGUCGGAUAGCCGCUGGGGCGUAAAUUCAGCAUUGCGCUCUCGAUUGGAGGCUGAAUUCGGCGCACAUGUGUUACAGCCGGGAGGUUCUGCCGCGAAACGACCUGGUAAUUUCCCUCCCGCGGAGGUAUUGGAGAUUUGUCUGGAUCAUUACUUUCGACGUUUCCAUCCAAUUGCUCCUUUCAUUCACGUUCCGUCUUUCGAUGCCUCCAACACUCCUCUUCCUUUACUUUAUGCUAUGUGCAUGCUCGGACUCAGUGCGUUGGAAUCGAGCAAUGGUGGCAACUUCAUUUCCAAUGCGUUUACAAACCUGCUGCGAAAAGUACAUAAUGAUCUAGCACUUAAUGCGAUGACCCCUGCGGCUCCACAUGCGCGUUUGGCCAUUUUCGCGGCUGGCUUUCUGACCUUGUGUCUAGCUGCUUUCUCAGGAAGGCAAGGGUUAUUUUGUGUCGACGACAUUGACGUUGAAGAUACUAUCACUAAUAUCGGCGACGAAAAUUCGCGAUGGCUAACCUGGGCUCGCAUUGAGAGCGCCAAGAGGCUUGUUGUAGCAUUAUUGACUACCGAUUGGUGGUUCUCUGCAAACUCUUCAGUGAGCCCAGCAAUACGACCAGAGACACUACAGCUAUGUCUUCCGUGCGACGACAUGCUCUUUCGCGCAGAAUCUGCACAGCGCUGGAUUCAGCUGCAAGAGACGGGAAAAAGAAUAUCCAUGCCUAUGAUCAAGCCUCGCACGUUCCAUCUCGAGGGGGCUUUGGACCUGAUUAUAUUACUGGAUCCUCCUUUGGACGCCCCCGGACAAUACUCUUUGCUUUCGGCCAUAAAACUCUGUGUAUGUGAUGCCCAGCAUCGGCACUUCCUGCCUACGGACGAGUGGGACAGACACGAUCACCUGAUACCAUGGGAGACAUAUCAAGACGAUCUCAGAGCGCGAUCUCUAGUGCAGACCACACUGGCACUUGCACCUGUAAUCACAGGCUCGGCCAAGACUGCCGACCUCAAUUCUCUCCUGCUAUGGCACAACCUAUGCUUGACCCUGAACUCCAACAUGCAGAUCUUCGAACUUGCCGCAGGUCGAGCUGGGGCCGGUCCAGCUGGAAAAGCUCUCGCAGACGUGGAGGAUUGGGCUCGCACGUCUUCUGCUCGCCGUGCUUGUAUACAUGCCGCACAAUCUUUCAAACUGCUGAGUAACCGCAAGGUUUCCGAGAGCAUUACGCUCAACUCCAUGUCAGCCCUAUUCUGCUCUGCUCUUGUUCUCGGCUUGUAUCUCUUUACUGUCCCCAGUUCUGGAACCGAGUCCGCGCGCCCGCCUUACGAGUUGAUGGAUGAUGUUGAUUGGACUGUCGUCGGCAACGCAGGUAUGGCGGAAAGCUCCNCUGGAAACAGCCCGGACAUGAUGUUUGAGUCUUCUCAUGCUUCGAAUGUGACUCGUGCCUUUAUUGAGGCAGGAGGUCCUGUCUCGAUCAAUGGUGUUGUUGCUAGUAGCGGGUUCCAGACUGCGAGACGGACGCUACUGGACUUUGCGCAUUUGAUGGAUGGGAUCGGAACGUGGAAACCACGGACUCUGUCACGGAUUCUGCACAUCAUGUCUGAUGUGUUGGAAGAGUCCCUU